Messenger RNA from Sungouiella intermedia, 615 nucleotides. Lineage: Eukaryota; Fungi; Ascomycota; Pichiomycetes; Serinales; Metschnikowiaceae. The record is from the annotation of a GenBank genome assembly.
AUGAGCGACAAAGGAAUUCUCAGAAAGUACAAAAUUGUUUUCUUGGGAGAUCAGAGUGUCGGAAAGACUUCUUUGAUAACCCGUUUUAUGUAUGACACCUUCGAUGACCAGUACGCCGCCACUAUCGGAAUCGAUUUUCUAUCUAAAACCAUGUACUUGGAAGAUAACAAAACGGUGAGGUUACAAUUAUGGGAUACCGCAGGCCAGGAGCGUUUCCGUUCGUUGAUCCCUUCUUACAUUCGAGACUCACAUGUUGCUGUCGUGUGUUACGAUAUAACCAACAAAAAGUCGUUCGAGAGCUUAGAGAAAUGGGUAAAUGAUGUUCGCAUGGAGCGUGGUGACGAUGUGAUCGUGGUUAUUGUGGGAAAUAAGUCGGAUCUUAGUGGUAAGAGACAAGUUAGUGUGGAAGAAGCGGAGACUUUCUGUAAGCUGGUGGGCGGCAAGUUUUUAAUUGAAACUUCGACCAGAGCUAAUCACAACGUCAAACUCUUGUUCAAGCGUAUCGCCUCAUGCUUGCCUGAGUUUAGUGAGACCUCUGCAGACACUGAUCAGCGGCCAGAGACCGUUGAUGUGAGCAUUGAGAGUGCACCACAGGGUAACUCCAGUUGUUGCUGA